AUGAGUCUUUUACCAUCAUACUCACAAUAUGACCCAUUACAACAAUCACACACUUCCAAUACAAACUUAUCUUGUCAAUUUGUAACUCCGCCACAACCAGUAUUGACAGUUCCGCCUCCCAUCGAUCCGCCCGCUUAUUCACCACCUGAUAUCAUAAUACAUGAUGCACGAAAUCAAAAACAAGAAGAAGAAAAUGAUGGGGAAUAUACAAAGUCUAAAUCUUACAAACAGUUUUUUUUCUGUUUAAUGGCAUUCGUUAACGGUGUUACCUUUGUUAUAAGUUGUAUUAUAAUAAACAAAUUUUUGACCGAGUUUAUUGUUUUUCCAGCGGCCAGUCUAAAAAUAUUCUUGAUCGGAUUCCUGUUAGACUUUUUGCAUCGAAUAUGGGAAAUAUUACUCAUAACGUGGCGUUAUGGCAACGUAACCCUCAUAAGCGGUUUAGUCAUGUUUUUCG
Molecule: messenger RNA, 454 nt
Organism: Paraglomus occultum
Lineage: Eukaryota; Fungi; Glomeromycota; Glomeromycetes; Paraglomerales; Paraglomeraceae
Source: the annotation of a GenBank genome assembly